CCUGCUCGAGGUAUCUUGCAACUCACAGCCUCACAGCCACAGCCACUAGCUAGCUAGCGCCCCUCCAUUAUCGAGUGUAUCUCACAGUAUCGCUGCCGUACGCUCGUUGUCCCCACUCCUCUUCCCUCGCAUCCGGCGUCUUCGUCUUCAGAUCAGUUCUCUGGCCGGAUACAUCUCCGCCGAGUCUCGAUCCAUUUCAUCGGUGUCUGCGGCGAGUUUGGUUCUGUGUUACCUUGUGCUUGGACUGAGAAACUCAUCAAAAGAGGUUAGGUCUGCACCACCGCCCCGUUGUCGGAGAAGAAGAAGAAACACACGUACGUACUUCAUUCAGGAGAUCGAUAUGGUGAACACGACGGCGGGCGUGAACAAGGCCGCGGCCCAGGAUGGGGGUCUGCGGCUGGCGUCGCUGAACCACAUCUCGGUGGUGUGCCGGUCGCUGGAGAGCUCGCUGGCGUUCUACUGCGACGUGCUCGGCUUCUUCCCCAUUCGCCGACCGGGAUCCUUCGACUUCGACGGCGCAUGGCUGUUCAACUUCGGGAUCGGCGUGCAUCUGCUGCAGGCGGAGGACCCGGAGGGUAUGCCGCCCAUGAAGACAGAGAUCGACCCCAAGGACAACCACAUCUCCUUCACGUGCGAGAGCUUGGAGGUGGUGCAAUGGCAGCUCAAGGAGAUGGGCAUCCGGUAUGUGCAACGCCGGGUGGAGGAGGGUGGUAUCCACGUUGACCAGCUCUUCUUCCAUGACCCUGAUGGUUUCAUGAUUGAGGUCUGCACCUGCGACAACCUCCCCAUCAUCCCACUCGUGCCUGGGCCGCCAUGCAAGAGAGCGGUGCCGGAUCUGCCACCGGCGAAAUCAAGCGGCGGAGGCGGAUGGGUCGUGAUCGAGGCUCUGGACGUCCCGGCUGCUGCUUCCAUGAUGAUGACAUGCCCAGAGCAAGCUUGCAUGCAGGUCUAGCAGCUCGGUGUUUGUUCGUUGAUGUUUUGCGGAAUGUGAUUAUUUAUAUUUUUUUUGUCCAGUACGUGAGAUUUGGGAAGAUAGUUAGAGACAAGAUAUAUUGUAUAAUAUCUGCAUAAACAUAUUGAAUAAGAUAAAAAUAGGUUUUGUUAA
Lolium perenne is the source of this 1105-nucleotide messenger RNA. RefSeq names its product glyoxylase I 4. The record is from RefSeq and is a predicted model, not a curated record. Lineage: Eukaryota; Viridiplantae; Streptophyta; Magnoliopsida; Poales; Poaceae.